AUGGGGCGCUCCGACAACAAGAAGGAGCUCACCGGUGAAAUCGCCGACCUGAUCGGACGAGUCGGGCCUUGGCACUUCAUACUAUUAGCUGUGAUCUUCGUCAACUCGGUUUUCAAUGCGUACGGACAGCUCGCCAUGGCAUUUAUGCUGCCCCCCGGUGUUUCCUAUAACUGCAGCGGGAGUCAAGACCCUCAGUGGUGGAAGUUUGUCCACACGAACGGUGAUGGAUACUGCGAGAGAGUCAACGGGGGAAUAGUCUCCGACUGCAAUCAAUGGGACUACGACCACUCGAUCCAUCGAUCCACGAUUCUCGAGCAGUGGAACUUGGUAUGUCACAACGAUUACCUGAAACCGUUCCCUCAAGCCUUGUCCAUGGCGGGUCUGAUAGUAGGGAACGUCGUUUUCAGCGCGUUCAGUGAUCACUACGGUCGCAAGCCUGCAGUUUAUUUGGGCAUCUUGCUCUGUGCCGUCUCCGGAAUCGCUGCUACCGCUACAAGCAAUUUCGUCGUGUUCAAUGUCGGUCGAUUCCUCUCGUCGGUAUCGAAAAUCGGAAUUCAAGCUUCGAUCGUCAUCUAUCUCGAAGUCAUCAAACCCUCGUAUCGGUGGAUGUUCUCGCUGCUGAACGGAUUCGGUUUCCAUCUCGGAAUGCUAGCCGUAGCCCUGACCAGCUAUUACGGUGAUAGUUGGCGUUAUCUACAAGGUCUCAUAGGAGGUCCUGCGAUCGCUGUCCUACCGUUCCUGUUUUUCGUAUGGGAAUCUCCGAGGUGGCUCCUCUCGCAGAAAAGACUCGACGAAGGCGUCGAAGUCAUCGAGAAGAUCUGUCGCUUCAACAAAAUACCGAGAACGCAGGUCGACUUCCAUUUGCCAGCGAUUCGCAGAAAAUACGAACAGCUGUCACCGCCGAAAGCCAACAGCCCCAUGGAUCUCCUGCGGAAUAGACCCGGGUCUGGGAAACGAAUGGCCCCGAACACACUCGUCAUGUGGUACCUGUGCUUCACGCAGGGGAUUCUUUUCUACUCGGCCACAUUCGUCUCAACGUCGCUCGGAACCAGUCCUCACGUCUCGUUCUGCAUUCCCAUUGUCGGGGAAUUGAUCGCGAUCACGCUGGUGGCGGUCGGCGUGAAGUUCAUGCGACGGAAACUCAUCGUGUACAUCACUACGACUUUCGGGGCUCUCGGUUUUUAUCUGAUGGCUCUCACCGAACAACUUGUUUCUGCACCGAACCAUUACUAUCUGCAGAUGGGCUCCAUUAUCAUCAUUCGUUCAUCAUCAGCUGCAUUCACUCAAAUAUAUCCGGUGUACAGCGCCGAACUGUAUCCCACCCCCUUGAGAAAUGUCGGAAUCGGUUUCUGUGACCUGAUGUACAGACUCGCUUCAACGGUCGAUCCUUUCGGAAGGUACUACCUGCCGAAAAUCCACAGUCAUCUCCUGCCGCUAUUAUACGGAUCGAUGAGUCUCCUGGGAGCCGUAUUGACCCUGGUCCUCCCGGAGACUUUGAAUUUAGCUCUCGACGACGGAAUCUUCAACCGUCUCUCAAGGAGGAUGUCCGAGCUCGCUUCCCAAAUACGCAGGGCUUCUAUGGCGUUCAGGAGGUCAUCGGCGGCGGCCACGACAGGAGGCUCCAUGGAUCGAAAGCGACCGAAGGAGGCGACAAUAGAAGAGGUCUCUGAAGACGGUUCGACAAAGUUCUGAAGGGUCUGAGAAUCCACCUCCCGCAGAAUUCGGGGGAGCGCUCGAUGAGAUUGUCAAUCUGCCAUCCGCGGUUCGGUCAGCGGAAUCAAU
This is a messenger RNA of Galendromus occidentalis (western predatory mite), 1782 nucleotides long. Its product is annotated as organic cation transporter protein-like. Gene Ontology annotation, molecular function: transmembrane transporter activity. The transcript has a single exon. Bases 1 to 1692 code for a protein of 563 amino acids. NCBI's taxonomy places the organism in Eukaryota, Metazoa, Arthropoda, Arachnida, Mesostigmata, Phytoseiidae. Gene Ontology annotation, cellular component: membrane. Gene Ontology annotation, biological process: transmembrane transport. The record is from RefSeq and is a predicted model, not a curated record.